Molecule: messenger RNA, 2996 nt
Organism: Priapulus caudatus
Lineage: Eukaryota; Metazoa; Priapulida; Priapulimorpha; Priapulimorphida; Priapulidae
Product: ATP-binding cassette sub-family D member 2-like
Exons: 9
Coding region: 55-2319 (754 amino acids)
Biological process (GO): fatty acid beta-oxidation; peroxisome organization; long-chain fatty acid import into peroxisome
Cellular component (GO): peroxisomal membrane
Molecular function (GO): ATP hydrolysis activity; long-chain fatty acid transmembrane transporter activity; ABC-type transporter activity
Source: RefSeq, a predicted model, not a curated record
UGAGGUGAAAGUUCAACUUUCAAUGUUUACUCUGUUCGUUGUUACCAUUCUGAAAUGUCUGCUAUUCUUCGAUUUGCACAGAAGAAAAACAUCAAUCUAGGCAAAGCUACAGGUGGUGUUGUUUUUGCUGUAUUAUGUGCUUAUGGCAUUAAGCGAAGUUACAAAAUUCUUAAACAGAAACAGAAAGAAUCUGCUUUCAUCGUUGCCUCUCACGCUGAUAGUGAUACUGCCAAUACUGGCAAUAGUAAUAGUAAUACAAAUGUAAACAGCAGCAAGCGUGAAAAAAAGAACGUGCCUGCCUUCGAUAAAGUGUUCCUACGUCAGCUUGUUAAAAUUCUAAAAAUUGUCGUUCCGAGCGUAUGGACGAAAGAUUUUCUGUUACUCGUGAUACACACGACUACGCUUGUGUCACGCACCUUCCUCUCCAUAUAUGUGGCAUCAUUGGACAGCAAAAUCGUUCGGAGCAUCGUCCGGAGAGAUGCAAAAGCUUUCACAUUGAUGAUGAUGAAAUGGCUUCUUGUCGCCAUUCCUGCUACGUUCAUCAACAGUCUUAUUCGCUUCCUCGAGUCGAAAGUCGCCCUCGGUUUCCGUACGCGCCUUGUUCAUCACGCCUACGAGCUAUACUUCAAAAAUCAAACGUACUACAAAGUUAGUAACAUGGACAACCGACUCGUGAAUGCAGAUCAGUGCCUGACUGAAGAUAUCACCAUGUUCUCCCAGCAGGUGGCGCACCUCUACUCGCACGUCACCAAGCCUAUUUUGGACAUUGCCGUCGUGACAAUAACGUUAACGGCUAUGACGAUACGCAAGGGCGCCUUCUCGUGGAAGCCCCCUCUUAUUGCUACUGUUGUGAUAUAUGCGACGGGGAGGAUCUUGCGCGCUCUGUCGCCCAAGUUUGGGAAGCUGGUGUCAGAGGAAGCCAGCAGAAAAGGGUAUCUACGAUACGCUCAUUCAAGAGUCAUUGCAAAUGCAGAAGAGAUUGCUUUCUAUGGAGGCCACAAGGUCGAGAAAAACCUUCUAUCUAAGUGCUACAAUGAUCUCGUGGAGCAGAUGGACCUGAUAUACCGCAAGCGUCUGUGGUACAUUAUGCUCGAGCAGUUCCUCAUGAAAUACGUGUGGAGUGCUAGUGGAUUGACCAUGGUCGCCAUUCCAAUUAUUACUGCUGAUGGUAUCAGACGAGAUGGAACUAAGUAUACAGAUGAUCCGGAUGGCGGUGUGACUGAGCGUACGAAGGCUUACACGUUUGCUAAGAGUCUACUUAUUAAUGGAGCCGAUGCCAUCGAAAGACUCAUGUCUUCCCUAAAGGAGAUAACGGAGCUGGCAGGCUAUACUUCACGGGUGCAUGAUAUGCUAGAAGUGUUUGAACACGUAGCAAAUGGCAGAUAUGAGAGAAACUCUGUUACUGUAAACAGCAUAAAGAGCAAGGGUUCUAUAAAUGGAUCAUUAGAUAUCAAAGGGGAAAUAGUCGAGAGCGUGGAUGGUAGUAUCAAACUCGAGGACGUACCAAUAAUCACACCAAAUGGAGAUGUCGUCGUUGCGAGUCUGUCCAUUGAUAUGAUACCAGGGCAGCACCUACUCAUCACUGGUCCCAAUGGCUGUGGUAAGAGUUCGUUGUUCAGGAUACUGAGCGGACUGUGGCCCGUGUACCGUGGAAAGCUCCACCGUCCGCUGAACUGCAGCACGUUCUACAUUCCACAGAGGCCGUACAUGUCGGUGGGGUCGCUGCGGCACCAGGUGAUCUAUCCGGACACGGAGAGUGACAUGGCGGCGCGCGGGCUCACUGACGAUGACCUUGAUGCCGUCCUCGGCGUGGUGCACCUGCAGCACAUCGUGGCCCGAGAGGGAGGUUGGGAUUCGUGCAGCGAUUGGAAGGACGUGCUGUCAGGCGGGGAGAAACAGCGAAUGGGAAUGGCUCGGCUCUUCUACCACAAACCACAGUUUGCGCUACUCGACGAAUGCACUAGUGCGGUAUCUAUCGAUGUAGAGGCCAGCAUCUACCAAACAGCCAAAGAUAUGGACAUCACCCUCCUCACCAUUACACACCGUCCUUCUCUCUGGCGCUUCCACACGCGGGUGCUGCAGUUUGACGGUGAGGGCGGCUGGCACGUGGAGCGUCUCGACGCGAGCGCGCGCAUCUCGCUGCGAGACGAGGCACGCCGUCUCGAGACGCAGCUGGCGGGCGUGGCGCGCGACGAGCGGCGGCUGCGCGAGAUCUGUCGCGUCCUCGGCGAAGAGUCGGCGAUGCUGCGCAACAUCGACCGCCAGCACGACGAAGAUUGCCACACGGCGACGCCCGACGACGCGGACGCAGACGACUAGCCGCGUGGCGACGCCUGACGACGCAGUCGACUAGCCGCGCGGCGACGCCCGACGACUAGCCGUUAACUAAUCACGAGGGAGACUAGCCGCGCAGCUGUCGACCAGUCACAAGGGAAACAUUGGUGACUAGCCGUCGACCAAUCACGAGGAUGACUAGUCGUGCGUCCGUCGACCAAUCAUGAGGGAGAGUGCUGACACUAGCUGUGUCAGUGCCACGUCCUCCAAGUCCAACACAGGUGACAAGGUAACCGUUGUGGGAUCCAAGAAGGGGUGACAACGACUACUCUAAAUGACCUUUAACGCCAAUGUUUAUGAUAUUAGUAGUCGACAAGUCGUCUAACGUAGAGAGUGAUGGUGAAUAUAAUUACGGCGAUGAGUCGUGCUACUGAAACCGGUGCAUGAACAGUACAAGUCACUAGGUGGUGCUGUUUCUCACACUCUCUGCAGUCUGCAUUGGUGCACGCAUGCAGGCUGUACAUUUCUACUAACACAGGCAGGAGAACAAAAUAGAGUGUGAGUGCCAACGCAGGUGAUUAUGAUGUUAGUAAUGGACAUAAAAAGGACAGUGACGCAGACGGCAGCAAUGACGGAAGUCUAACAUGGGCCCUUAAAGUGAUUACGUCACCGUAAAUAUUAAAAAAUAAAAAAAAUAUUUCCACUUUUUCACAAAAUAUAAG